Messenger RNA from Anopheles darlingi, 2224 nucleotides. RefSeq names its product cytochrome P450 4C1-like. The record is from RefSeq and is a predicted model, not a curated record. The coding region runs from base 481 to 2022 and encodes 513 amino acids. Gene Ontology annotation, molecular function: monooxygenase activity; oxidoreductase activity, acting on paired donors, with incorporation or reduction of molecular oxygen; heme binding. NCBI's taxonomy places the organism in Eukaryota, Metazoa, Arthropoda, Insecta, Diptera, Culicidae. The transcript has 8 exons.
UUGGCUGGGUGCUGGCCCAGAUUCAUCAGACCGAGACAAGUGCGUGUGGUGAGCGGCUUGAGGGCUUGAGACUAGGCGAGUUACGCAGCAAGAGAAGCACCUCGUUCGGAUCGAAUAGUUAAAGUCAGUCGCGCGCCCAUCGCAGUCGGUGCAACUGAUCAUCAUCUCCGGUUAAGCGCCGCAGACGCGGUAUCAGUUCUUCGCUUGCCUCGAGGUGUUUUGUGUUUGGGAUUGAAGUGUGUCGCGAGAGUGUGCCUUUUUUUUGUGUGUGUGAAAAUCUGGUAGACACAGAUACGAACACCUUCGUUUGAUCAGCUGUAUUUGGCAAAACCAUCUACUGGACCGGUAUAACCCUUGUAGCGGUAUCGUGCGUGUUUUUUUUGUUGUGAAAACCUGUUUUGCGAUCCCGUUUUCUUUCGCGAGCUCUCGUUGCGCUCGUACUGUUUCGUUCGUGUGAUCUCGGUUCGGAUCUUGGGCGCUAUGUCGGAGCUCACCAAGAUGUUCCACGGAGCGCUCAUCUUUGUGGCGUUCGCCGUGCUGCUGAACUGGAUGAUGAAGCGUUGGCGGCUCGGUCAGAUCUAUGACAAAAUACCGGGACCGAAGGCCUACCCGCUGGUCGGUACGAUGUACAUGUUUUUCGGGAAGAAACCGCACGAGAUUUUCUACGUGAUUGAUCAGCGAACCCGAACCUAUCCGGACCUGCACCGCGUCUGGACCGGAAUGGUGCCGGAAGUGCGGAUCAGCAAGGCCGAAUACGUGGAGCAGGUCAUCAGCUCGAGCAAGCACAUCGAAAAGUCCACCAUGUACAGCUUUCUGCACGACUGGCUCGGCGAAGGACUGCUCACUUCCAAAGGUGAACGAUGGUUCCAGCACCGUAAGCUCAUCACACCGACCUUCCACUUCAACAUCCUCGACGGCUUCUGCGAUGUGUUCGAGGAGAACGCACAGGAGAUGGUCCGGCACCUGGAACCGCACGCCAACACCGGCACACCGGUCAACGUGUACCCGUUCAUCGCGAGCGCCGCGCUGGACAUCAUUUGCGAGACCGCUAUGGGCGUUAAGGUGAAUGCGCAGAGUGGUGGCAAGCAGAACGUCUACGUUAAUGCAGUGAACGAGCUAAGCCGGUUGUUCCUCGAGCGCCUCGUUCGGCCCUGGCUGCAUGUGAACUUCAUUUGGAACCGUUCCCGUUUCGCGAAGCGCUACGAGCACGCACUGAGCACUGUUCACGGUUAUACCAGACAGGUCAUCCGGGACCGGAAGAUGGCCCUGGCGCAGCGUAGCAACGGUGAGCCCGCCGAACCACCUUCCCCCGAUGGUGACUCCUUCGGGCGGACGAAGAAUCGGUUGGCAUUUCUCGAUGUGCUGCUGCAGGGCAAUCAGGCGCACAAUCUGCUAACCGAUGAGGACGUCCGGGAGGAGGUGGACACCUUCAUGUUUGAGGGCCACGAUACGACGACGGCCGGCAUCAGCUGGAUACUAUUUCUGCUCGCGCUCCAUCCGGAGAUACAGGAUCGAGUGUACGAGGAGAUUGAAUCCGUACUGGGCAAGGACACUAGCCGACCGGCAACCAUGCACGAUCUGAACGAACUCCGAUUGCUGGAGCGUUGCAUCAAGGAGGCGCUCCGCCUAUACCCCUCCGUCUCCUUCUUCGGUCGAACACUCAGCGAGGACAUCGAACUGGCGGGCCAUCACAUCCCGUCCGGGACCAUCGUCGGCAUACACGCCUAUCAUGUGCAUCGAGAUGAAAGGUACUUCCCGGACGCCGAAACCUUCGAUCCGGACCGGUUUCUGCCGGAAAACAGCGAACAGCGCCACCCGUACGCGUAUAUUCCGUUCAGUGCGGGACCGAGGAACUGCAUUGGCCAGAAGUUUGCGCUGCUCGAGGAGAAGAGCGUGGUGUCGCGGGUGUUGCGCCACUUCCGGCUCCGUUCGGGCCGGACACGCCAACAGCAAACCAUCAUGCACGAGCUGAUUACCCGACCGCGCGAUGGCAUCCUGCUCUACCUGGAAUCUCGCCAAUGAGUCGUGGGCGCAGUCAAGGAAGGAGUGGAAGUGUUUGUGUGACCUUUUUGCAGUUCGUGAGACGCGAACGACGAAAAACGCGAUCGGUGUUUGUUGAUGAAACUGUCGAUGAAAGUUAAAUAAACGCAUGUGCUACAGUUAUUAAACUGAUUAUUUGUUUAAUGUUUGUUUCAAUAAAAUGUUGUGACAUUGCUAUUUGUAG